Trichogramma pretiosum is the source of this 1501-nucleotide messenger RNA. RefSeq lists its product as uncharacterized. The record is from RefSeq and is a predicted model, not a curated record. Gene Ontology annotation, molecular function: zinc ion binding. The transcript has 3 exons. Bases 74 to 1501 code for a protein of 475 amino acids. Lineage: Eukaryota; Metazoa; Arthropoda; Insecta; Hymenoptera; Trichogrammatidae.
AAUUUUAAAUUAUCGUAUUAUUAAGUUACGAUGACAGUCCGCGACCCGACGCGCCGAUUCAACUUGAUGGACGAUGUGCAAUUGUUUUUGCUAUUGUUGCAAACGCGAGGCAGAGAGAAAAGUAAAAAUGAAUCUCCCAAAGUUAGAAAUAAGUUUAUUUGAUAUAUUAGAAAUAUUGGGUGACUAUAGAAGGCCUUUCAUCGAAGCUGAGCAAAUUUUCUUGGCGGAUCACAUUGUUUUAUGUGGAUUCAAAUACCGUACCGAUCAAGAGAUCUUAAUUGUUUCCUAUGUGACACAAACGUCAAAAAUUAAUGAUAUACCACAUGAAGUUACGUUAAAAGUUGAAGUUUCUGAAUGUAAGAAAGUUAUUUGCUGUCAUUGUACGUGUCCAGCUGGGGCAGGUGGAAAAUGCAAACACAUUUUUGGCUCAUUACUUUAUGUUAACAGAUAUCAGAUAGAAAAUUUACAAGAACUGAGUUGCACUGACGUAAGACAGAAAUGGGGCAAAGUUAAGAAACAUUUAAAUCUGCCGUAUCAAAAAAUUAUUCCCAUACAUCAGUAUUGUCACUUUAAUACACCAAAUGCAAAAAUUAAGUAUCAAGUCUCAGAUGAAUUAAAGAAGAUAUUUUUUGAAACAUUGACUUCAGCACAACCAAACUCUGAAAGUGCAAUACAUAUAAGUAGAGUACGCCAAACAACAAAAUGCAUGAAUGUCAUAAUAAUUAAUAAUAAUGAAUUCAUCGAACUCGCCAAAUCUUUAUUGAGUGAAAAUAAAAUUUUGCCAGAUCCACCCACAAUCAACAUCUCAUCGGAUUUUUAUUGGAAAUGUGUUACAAUUACAAAUGAAGAAGCUGUGAAUAUUUUUGUUAAAACCGUAGGACAAAAUAAUUCUGUGUGGCACGAAGAAAGGAAAAAAAGAAUUACUGGUAGCAUUUGCUACGAAAUUUUCACUUACUGUACAAAUAGAAAUCCUGAUUGGGAAAAAAAAGUAUUAAGAAUUUUCAAUUCUGAUUUUAAAGGAAAUGACAACACCACACAUGGAAUCGUCAAUGAAAGUGUAGCAUUGAAAAUUUAUAGCAAACAAUUUGGAUUUAAUAUUUCCAAAGCAGGUUUUUUUGUACAUCCUAAAGUGCCUUGGCUGGGAUAUAGUGCAGAUGGCAUAAACGUUGAACAAAAUUGUUUGGUAGAAGUUAAAUGCCCUAUUGAUGGGAAAAAAAUGUCUGCAAAUCUGUUGUUACAACAUUUGCCAUUUUUGAGUGUUCAAACUGAUGGUUCAAUAAUUUUAAAAAAUAAUCACAAGUAUUAUGGCCAAAUCCAGCUUGGUAUGUUACUUUUAGGGCUGUCAAAAUGUCAUUUUAUAAUUUUUUCUUCCUUUGACGAUUCCAUUGUUGUUUUAGAAGUAUUGUACGAUAAGGACUUUGCUUUGAAUAUGUUUUAUUCGUUACAUGAUGCUUACUUUUUAAAUAUUUUACCAGUAUUAGAGAAAAGUAUAUUUAGUUGA